GUCAAAGACAGUGGCACUGAAGGCGUGAGACAGACAUCUCCUAUGGGACAUAGGACAUAGGACAGUAAACGUCGGCCUGCAGUGUCCGGGGAGGGCCUUCUAACUUUCUCAUGAGUUGGUUCUCCCCGGUCUGUCACCACUGUCCAACAUCUCCAAGCGAGUUUACUGUCUGGUGAUGAACAGUGACUCCUCCCUACUUACUCCAGGCUGAAGCCCAAGUCCACGGUGGUCCUCCGGGCACUGGGGUUAGUCUCUCUGUGCAGAUUUAGUUUCUGCUGUUCCCUCCUUUAUUCCAGUCACAUUUGUACUUGUUCUCUGCCUUCAAGGAAUGCUCUUUCCUUCUCCACAUCACUAACUCCUGCUCAGCUUCAGUGUUGAGAUCACAAGAAUUCCUAGGGCUCCUGUGUAGUUCACUCAGUGCCUGAUGGAUCCUUUCCUUUGGUAUCAUUUCAGAUCACUCCGCUGAAACCGCCGCCACGCGGCCGUGACCUCAUGCCUGACCCAUACAAUGUGACCGAAUUCAUCCUCCUGGGACUUUCUCCCAAUCAGCAGGUGCAGAGGGUUUGCUUUGCGGUGUUUCUGCUCUUGUACGCCGCAGUUGUGCUGGGGAAUCUCCUCCUCGUGCUCACCGUCGCGGCCAGCACCAGCCUCGCUUCUCCCAUGUACUUCUUCCUCGGCUCCCUGUCCCUGGUGGAGAUCUGCUACUCCUCCACCACGGCCCCCAAACUCCUCUCGGACCUGCUGGCCCGGAGGAAAGCCAUCUCGGUGGGGGGCUGCAUGGCACAGCUUUUCUUCCUGCACUUCUUCGGCGGCAUUGAGAUGUUGGUGCUGACGGCGAUGGCCUAUGACCGCUACGUGGCCAUCUGCCGGCCUCUGCACUACGCGGCCAUCAUGAACCGGCGGGUGUGCGCGGCCCUCGUGGGCGUGGCCUGGGCGGGAGGCCUCGUGCACUCCCUUGCCCAGGUCCUUCUCAUCUUCCCGCUGCCCUUCUGUGGCCCCAACGUGAUUGACCACUACUUCUGUGACGUGCUUCCCCUGCUCCAACUGGCCUGCUCAGACACCUUCCUCGUGGGUCUCCUGAUUGUUGCCAACGGGGGGACCCUGUCUGUGGUCAGCUUUGUGGUCCUGUUGGCAUCCUACGUGGUCAUUUUGGUCCAUCUGAGGACCCGCAGCUCUGAGGGGCGGCGCAAAGCCCUCUCCACCUGCGGAUCCCACGUCACCGUGGUAACCUUGUUCUUCGCACCUUGUGUCUUCAUCUAUCUGAGGCCGUCUGCCACUCUGCCUGUGGACAAGCUGGUAGCCGUGUUCUACACCGUGAUCACCCCACUCCUCAACCCCGUCAUCUACUCCCUGAGAAACGCGGAAGUGAAGAGGGCCGUGAAGAAUCUGUGGACCAGGACCGUGCAGCCGGUGACAGACAGAGGCUGAGUCUUGGUUUGGGUCCCUGGGUUUGGAGCGAUUUU
Fukomys damarensis (Damara mole-rat) is the source of this 1463-nucleotide messenger RNA. Its product is annotated as olfactory receptor 4X2. The transcript has a single exon. Gene Ontology annotation, molecular function: G protein-coupled receptor activity; olfactory receptor activity. The record is from RefSeq and is a predicted model, not a curated record. Gene Ontology annotation, biological process: G protein-coupled receptor signaling pathway. Gene Ontology annotation, cellular component: membrane. The coding region runs from base 493 to 1428 and encodes 311 amino acids. NCBI's taxonomy places the organism in Eukaryota, Metazoa, Chordata, Mammalia, Rodentia, Bathyergidae.